Messenger RNA from Sitodiplosis mosellana (orange wheat blossom midge), 1192 nucleotides. RefSeq lists its product as uncharacterized. NCBI's taxonomy places the organism in Eukaryota, Metazoa, Arthropoda, Insecta, Diptera, Cecidomyiidae. The record is from RefSeq and is a predicted model, not a curated record.
ACCUAAACAUCAUUAUGGUUAAUUUAUUUACGCUUUGAAAUUGAUAACAAGUGUGAUAGUGUGAAUAUUAGUACUCUUACAACUAAGAUAUUAAUUAAUUCAAUCGAAAAUAUUUAUCAAUCGUUAUUGUAUUGUCUUGUAUAUAUCAAUCAGUUUCAUAUGCAAAACUUAAUACUACUUAUGUUUCAUUCAAUUUGGUUUUAUUAAAUACCAGAAAUAAAUAUAUUCUAUUAUACGUGUAUUCACGCGUUCGUUUAUUCAAUAAUAAUGUAAUGCCAUUGGUUAUCAGAAAUAGCGCGAUUUGUUGUUUGUUAUUUCAAAAUAGCACUCAUGAUGAUAUAUUCUAUCAGUUGGUGACAGAGAAAGGGAAUGAAGAAGAGAAAAAACACCAAAUAUGCUUAUUUGAACGUCACAUAGCUGCACUCAUAACCAAACUUGAACACAUUUUAUAAAUGUGUCAGUUUUGAUUAUUCUCAUACAAUAUAAAUGUCAACGAUAUUUGACAUUAGCAGUAAGAUAUUCAACCGUAUUGUUCGUUGAAUUCUGAAUGCUCGUGAUUGAAAAAUGAAUACAGCUUCCGGACGAAUCGAAAAAAUCCCAAAGGAAUAUCAGCAUGGCCUUCUAUUUGCUGUUACUCAGGAAAACAAGUGUGUUGGAGUAAGACUUUUCUCUAACAACGGCCAGUCAAACGAGAAUUCCAACAUAAGACUAGAUAACUACAUUGAUCAAUCGGUUAAAAGAGCCAUUGAAUUGAAAUCAUCGGUUGAAGAUGGACGUUGCGACUUUGAAAGAAAUAGAGAAAUCGUUCUGAGUACAUCCACCAAAUUUACAGAUACUGAAUCUCUCAUUCGCUCACGGACAAAAGGGAUUCAACACACAUUGAUAGAAGUUGAAAAUCGAUUUAUUGGCUUGGGCAAAAUAAUAAUUCGGUCUGUUCAAACUGGAAAAUGUGAAUUGCUAAAAUGUGAAAUAUGUUUAGGAGAAAUGUACCUUCUAUCCGAAAAAAUGCUGACACCGCUCAUGCUGAAAAAAAAUCCAGAAAUUGUUCGUGGAGUUUCAAAACUGUGUCGGUAUACGGUUACAGACAAACGACGGCCCGGGCAAUCGCGUACAGAAUGCUCGAAGAUUCGAUCGUAUGCAAAUAAAACUUUUGGUGGCUUCAAGACGGUGAUGGGGUACAAAAAUGAAGAAG